AUGUUUUGCUACAACUUUUUCAUCAGAAAAAACGCCCUGUUCACCCUCGAAUAUCGAAUGCACACACAAACUAAACUUUCAAUCAGCGCAAUUAUUGAUGCAAGUUGCGAAAAAGCAUUCCACAUGCAAUCAAUCAUGGAUUUCUUGGUCGUCAGGCCUAUCGACAAUUGUUUUCACGAAAAUACCAAGCAUGUUCAUAGUUUUUGUACAUCGAUACCCUGUUUUCCUGACAUUGGUAGAAUCACUAGGCAUACGCGUCAGACUGUGAGAAUAAUACUUUGGUUAUGUCCUCACAAGUCUCCAGACACUCAGUGCUUUCAACAAGGUCCAGGUCCCAAGUCAACUAUUCAUUUUACAAUAGCGCUCGAACAACACAAUCCUAGGCGCCGCAUUCUGACAUUGCUCGUUGACUUGUUGAGAGAUUCCAUGCAUUUAGAUACCUCAGUUUACAAGAUUAGGCAAAAUAAUGUGUGGAGUUUAAGAGAGCUGAUCAGCUUUCGUAAAGAGAGUUAUAGCGUGAAGCUUACGCAGGAUGGUGACCAUUUGAUGUAA
This is a messenger RNA of Mycotypha africana, 552 nucleotides long. RefSeq lists its product as uncharacterized. The transcript is spliced from 3 exons. The record is from RefSeq and is a predicted model, not a curated record. NCBI's taxonomy places the organism in Eukaryota, Fungi, Mucoromycota, Mucoromycetes, Mucorales, Mycotyphaceae. Bases 1 to 552 code for a protein of 183 amino acids.